AUGAAGGUCCUCAUCCUCGCUUGCCUGGUGACUCUUGCUCUUGCAAGGGAAAUGGAAGACGUUAUUAUAUCUUCUGAGACUGUUGAAAGCAGCGAGGAUGAAAGCCAGGAUAAAAUCGACAUCCCCUUCCUGUCACAGCCUUUAGUCUAUGCUCCUUUUGACCCCACCCUUUGCACUGUCUUUCCACAAAAUGUCCUGUGUCUUUUUCAGUCUACUCUGACGCUGCCUUUUCUUAAUCCUGAAAUAAUGGAAUUCCCCGAAUCUAAAGAAACAGCCUUUCCUACACCUAAAGUGAUGCCUUUCCCUCAGUCUCCACUGGUGAGAGUUUUUGACCCCCUAAAUUUCAAUCAUCUUGAAAAUGUGCACUUUCCUUUAACUCUGCAGCAAUUACCGCACCAACUCCCUCAGCCUCUUCCCCAGAUUCCUGAGCUUUUCCCUUUCUCCCUGCUGUCUUCUUUUCCACCCAAAGGCCUGCAUACUUCCCAUAAUAUGUGGCCCUACAUCGUAAGAGAUGUGCCCUUUGGAAAUUUCCCAAUGCCCCAUGAGCUUCAACUUGACCCAAUCCGUCAGUUUCAACCAAUGACUCAACCAUUUGCUCCACUUCAUAAGCCUGUGGCUGUAAGUGUGAAUUUAUCCUAUUAA
Messenger RNA from Elephantulus edwardii (Cape elephant shrew), 642 nucleotides. It is a transcript of the gene CSN2, whose product is annotated as casein beta. Bases 1 to 642 code for a protein of 213 amino acids. NCBI's taxonomy places the organism in Eukaryota, Metazoa, Chordata, Mammalia, Macroscelidea, Macroscelididae. The record is from RefSeq and is a predicted model, not a curated record. The transcript is spliced from 4 exons.